AUGAUGAAGUUUGCUGACAGCUUGUACAAGUGCAAGAUGCUGAAGCGUGCGGCCUUGGGUCGCAUGUCCACAUCAGUGAAGAAGCUCCAAGGUGCCUUGUCCUUCCUCGAAGAGGUACGGCAACACCUGGGGCGUUUGCCAGCGAUCAAUCCCGCCACGCGGACCUUGAUCCUCACAGGCUAUCCCAAUGUGGGAAAGUCCUCCUUCAUGAACAUUGUGACCAAUGCGAAUGUCGAUGUUCAACCGUAUGCCUUCACCACCAAAUCCCUCUUCAUUGGGCAUUUGGAUCACAAUUAUGUGAAGUGGCAGGUCAUUGACACUCCAGGUAUCCUGGAUCAUCCUUUGGAGGACCGCAACAGCAUCGAGAUGACGGCCAUCACGGCGCUCGCGCAUUUGCCUGCGGCCGUGCUCUUCUUCGUGGACAUCUCGGAGCACUGUGGAUUCAGCUUGCCCACCCAGGUGGCCCUUUACCAUUCCAUCAAGCCACUCUUCCGCAACCGUCCGCUGCUGAUCAUCCUCAACAAGACCGACCUCAGAAAGCUCUCGGAGCUCUCUCCAGAGGAGAAGCAAUUGUUGGACUCGAUGGCUGAGGCGGCUUAUGACGGCUGGCCCGUGCACUUCUUCGAGACCUCCUGUGCCAAGAAGGAAGGCGUCGAUGCGGCCCUCACCAAGGGCUGCGAACUCUUGCUUGAUCGACGUGUCGAGCAGAAGGUGAAGACAGGGAAGGCGGAUCAGUUUAGGAGUCGGCUGCACAUCACCAAUGUGAGCCCUCCUGCUAGCCGCCCGCCUUGCAUCCCCAACUCUGUUCUAAGACAGCGCGAAGCGUUCGGUCUGCCCAGUGGGUUUUUGCUCGAGGAACCCUUGGAAAGAGAACGAAUGGAGGAGCUGGGCGGCGCAGGCGUUUACUCCGUGGAUCUCUGGCGAAGGGCCAUCCUCGAGGACCCGAACUGGAAGUACGACAUCGUGCCGGAGAUCAUGGACGGCCAUAACAUCGUCGACUAUGUGGAUCCGGACAUCGACCGGAAGCUGGCAGAGCUGGAGAAAGAGGAGGCGCUCUUGAUGGCCGAGUCAAGUCUGGGCAACGAUGACGAGGUCAUCGGGGAGUUUCAAAAUACACAGAAGGUCCUGGACGAAGUGCACAGCAGGAUGCGUCAAAAACGCCUGGAACGACGCAUUGGCAAGUCGAGGACAGGUGUUCCCACGCCACGGAGAGCGCGCAAGAAGGCUGAGGAGGUCGAAGAGAAGCUCACAAGUAUCGGCCUGGAUGCAUCCAAGGUGCGAGGCCGCUCGGCUUCCAAGAAGAGGUCCUCCUCUUUGCUUGGCAAGCGCAAGCAUGAUGCUGGUGAAGACGAGGCCGCCACGCGCACUUUGUCUCGAGCAAGAAGCAGGAGUGUUGGCCUGCCUUCUGAAGAGGCUGCGCAGACGGUGGAGAAGAAGCGCCGGAAGACCAUGCGGUUGCAUCAGAAGAAGGGCCACAAGGGCGAGGCCGACAGAUGGAUCCCGGAUCUGAAGCCCAAGCACUUGUACUCGGGCAAACGGGGCAUCGGCAAGACGGACCGGCGGUGA
Messenger RNA from Durusdinium trenchii, 1566 nucleotides. The record is from the annotation of a GenBank genome assembly. NCBI's taxonomy places the organism in Eukaryota, Dinophyceae, Suessiales, Symbiodiniaceae.